Molecule: messenger RNA, 1578 nt
Organism: Pichia membranifaciens NRRL Y-2026
Lineage: Eukaryota; Fungi; Ascomycota; Pichiomycetes; Pichiales; Pichiaceae
Exons: 1
Coding region: 1-1578 (525 amino acids)
Molecular function (GO): metal ion binding
Source: RefSeq, a predicted model, not a curated record
AUGUCGGGAAGGCCGGCUGUGUGUAAAUUUUACAAGCAGGGCCAUUGCUCUUAUGGCAAUAACUGUCGAUUUUACCAUCCCCCACAAUCUGGUUUCGGCAAUAGCAAUGGAAAUUAUAGAAACAACAACAACAACAACAACAACAACAGCAGUGGCUACAAUAAUUACAACAACCGUGGAAAUAACAACAGUAACUAUAGCACAGGUUACAGCAACAAUAAUUAUAGUGGUAGCAGUAACACCAACAACAACAACAGCAACAACAGCAGCAAUCCUCCCGCUAAUGAGACACCUCAGCAAUUUUGCGAUCCAAGAUCAAUGGGUAGACGGGAAACAGAAAUCCGAAAUGACAUGAACGAAUUACAAGAGAUGCUUUCGACAAGUAAUCAUAUAUUCACCUCAUAUUCUUUAAAGCCUCCUGUUCAGAUCAAUAUUCUUCCACAGAGGGAUUUUUCGUAUGAAGAAGACAGAUUACAAUACUACAUUGCCAGAAACAAUAACUCUAUUACACAAUAUGAACAGCAAAUCAGCAAUAGACGCAAAGAUAUGGCAGACUCUACUAAUAAUUUGAAAUCCAAUACUCAACGAGCUGUAAGGUACUUGCAGCUCGCUGUUCAAAACCCUACUUCUAAUCCGAAACCCUUAAUACCACCAAUCGAUAUCAAUGCUCCAGUUGCUACGUUCACCACAUCUAACAGCAUAUUUGGCAAUGUAAGCUCAGCUGCAAGUAAUCCAUUUGGCCAGCAAUCUAAUCCCUUUGGAGGAGGGGCAAGUAGUCAAUCUGGUAGUGCUUUCAAACCUGCAACUGUGGGUGGAGGCGCCUUUGGAAGUCAAAGUCUCAAUUCCUCCCCGUUUGCUACUCUUAAAACAACUUCUAACGCUAAUGGUAUCAAUAGUAACACGUUUGGCAAAACAUCCUCAACCCUAGGCCAAACUGGAUUUGGCAGUACACCGGCAGGUGGGUUUGGGUCUUCUGGAUUUGAGUCAACUGCUAUCUCAAACCCUUUUGGAGCAUCUCCAUUUUCAUCUUCGAGCCCAAAUACAGCCAAUCCAUUUGGAGCAUCUGUUUCUCCUGCAAAUACUUCAACCUCAGCACCAACAGCUUCUGCUUUUGGAAGUUCGAGCUUUGGGCAAUCUGGGUUUGGUAAUUCUGGAUUUGGACAGUCUUCGUUUGCAACUUCUACCUCAACUGCCCCAGUCGCUUCUGCUUCUGGCCCUUCCAAUAUUGCUAAUCCAUUUGGAGCUGGAGUGCCUAGCGGCAGCUCAAAUCCAUUUGGAAACAGCCCAUCGAUAUCCAAUAAUUCUCCAUUUGGAAAUACCAACCCUAUGAAUACUAACGGGGGAAUGCUGAGUUCAAACAACGUGUUUCAAGGCAACUCACAAGCUUCACCUUUUGGUGAAAUGAGUGCAAAUAAAUUUGGAGGCCAAGGAAGUGCGGGGUUUAAACAAAGUGAUUUGGGAGAAGAGCAUACGAAGAUGGAGGAUAUAAACAGUGAAGAGAUACUGGAAAUUUUUAGGUCAGACAUAUUCCAAAUAGGUAGAGUGCCCGAUAUCCCACCACCUGUUGAACUUUGCUAG